Callithrix jacchus (white-tufted-ear marmoset) is the source of this 1645-nucleotide messenger RNA. It is a transcript of the gene LECT2, whose product is annotated as leukocyte cell derived chemotaxin 2. The record is from RefSeq and is a predicted model, not a curated record. Lineage: Eukaryota; Metazoa; Chordata; Mammalia; Primates; Cebidae.
CAAAGGUUUUUACAUAGGUCCUACAUGCAAAUCAAAUAGCUAUCCAUGGAAUAUUAGAACUUGACUUGCUCCAUUCUCAUACUUUUUGUGUCUCACGCUAAAGAAAUGAGAGAUGCAGAAUUCUAAGGCUAAAUAGCUAGGAAGUAUUCAUUCAAGCUUGAAUAUUCUUCAAAGAGAGUGUGGGGGCAAUUCUAAUCGGAGGAAGAAACAUAAGGGAAGUCAACCCAGAUGUUUUCCACCAGAGCCCUCCUUUUGGCUGGUCUGAUUUCCACUGCACUGGCCGGGCCAUGGGCUAAUAUAUGUGCUGGCAAGUCUUCCAAUGAGAUCCGGACGUGUGAUCGCCAUGGCUGUGGACAGUACUCUGCUCAAAGAAGUCAGAGGCCUCACCAGGGUGUGGACGUCUUGUGCUCUGUUGGAUCUACUGUGUACGCACCAUUCACCGGAAUGAUUAUGGGCCAGGAGAAACCUUAUCAAAACAAAAAUGCUAUCAAUAAUGGUGUUCAAAUAUCUGGAAGAGGUUUUUGUGUCAAAAUGUUCUACAUUAAGCCAAUUAAGUAUAAAGGUCCUAUUAAGAAGGGAGAGAAACUUGGAACUCUAUUGCCCCUGCAGAAAGUUUAUCCUGGCAUACAAUCACAUGUGCACAUUGAAAACUGUGACUUGAGUGAUCCUACUGCAUACCUGUAAAUGGAAGGCAAAUGGUCAGAUCUUCAGAAUAAAAAUCAUCUUCUUAAAAACCUGGAUGUAUAUCCUGCUCUUCAAGAAAUUGGUGUUCACAAAGGAUUAAAGCUUGACGGGAUGGAUACUCCAUUUUCCAUGAUGUGAUUAUAAUACUUUGCAUGCCUGUAUCAAAACAUCUCAUCUACCUCAUAAAUAUAUAUAUGUACCCACACAAUUUUUUAAUUAAAAAAAAGAAUUUGAGUUUAUAGAAACUUGAUAAAUGCAAGAAAGAAACAUUUUAACUCAUUGUCACUCUGAUGUUCAAGAGAACUGCUUUAUUCAGGCUCUUUGAAUUUUCUGUCACCUAUGGAAUAUGGGUGGUUUUGUUUUUUAGAUUUAUCAGCCCCAAAGAUCUAAGAUAAAGAAACAAGGAAACUUAAGCUGGGCCAGGCUGCAUUUCUGACACCCUUAAAACUAGCGACCUUUCUGCUUAAAAAUAAAAAGCCUAUGGUACAAGAGCAGCAAGUGGUUUACAAUGCCAGAUGUAGUAUACAUUUAAUACAUAUUCAGUGAAUAAGUUGAGUUUAGGUGGUGGACUCUCAGCAAUAUCCUUAGGUUUAUCAUAUUGGCUGGAGAGAGAGCUGCUUUCAUGGAUAAUACAGGAUUUGCUGGUAUUUCCAGUCACACUCUCCCACGUGGUUACGAAUGAUGGCAGUUCAAGAAAACAUUCCAGAUUUCAAUGAGGCUGCACUACAAGAAGGACUAGAAUGAGAACGAGGCCUACCUUAUCUGAAGUGUCUCAUGGAACCCGGCCUGUCAACUUCAUCUAGCCAUAUGCAUACUACAGCUGCUUAUUUCUAUACAUCGUUGUAUGUCUAUGUUAUUCUGUCUUAGUUAUAUUGACAACAGGUACUAAGAGGAAACAAGACCAUACAAAUGUCCAAGGGACCAGAAAUAAUUCUGGCUCCUUAGAGUUUAGCCAGUCAGU